AUGGAACAUGAGGCUGUUCAAUUGCUUGAUUUACCUGAUGAAAUUCUACUUAUUAUUAUGAAAAAACUUUGUUCUAUUGAUGUCCUUUAUUCAUUGUUGGAAGUGAACAAACGACUCGAUAAAAUGGCAAGAAGUCUCACUCACACUAAAUCUUUAGACUUCUCAAGUAUAUCAUCGGAUCAUCAAUUUUUGUCAGUUCAUUAUCCUAUAAUUAAUCGAUUUUGCAAUCAUAUAUUACCUCAAAUACAUCAAAACUUAGAAGUACUUAUUGUUGAUCAACGAUGGAUGGAAGACAUUCUCCUCACUGGUCAAUAUUCUAAUAUUCGUAUGAUCAGUAUUAUAAAUUGUUCACCGUAUACUGUUUAUAAGUAUUUAGCAGGUAUGUGA
Rotaria sp. Silwood1 is the source of this 387-nucleotide messenger RNA. The record is from the annotation of a GenBank genome assembly. Lineage: Eukaryota; Metazoa; Rotifera; Eurotatoria; Philodinida; Philodinidae.